This is a messenger RNA of Marasmius oreades (fairy-ring Marasmius), 2697 nucleotides long. RefSeq lists its product as uncharacterized. Bases 1 to 2697 code for a protein of 898 amino acids. Lineage: Eukaryota; Fungi; Basidiomycota; Agaricomycetes; Agaricales; Marasmiaceae. Gene Ontology annotation, cellular component: cytosol; cytoplasm. Gene Ontology annotation, biological process: cellular response to heat. The record is from RefSeq and is a predicted model, not a curated record. The transcript has 11 exons. Gene Ontology annotation, molecular function: ATP hydrolysis activity; ATP binding.
AUGGCUUCAAAUUUCGACUUUACAGAUAAAACUCAGCAGUCCAUCGCAGCUGCAAUCCAACUAGCAAAGGACUAUGCCAACGCUCAAGUCCAACCGGCUCAUAUUGCCUUUGCUUUUCUCAACGAGGGUGCUGGAGAGCGAAAUGGUUCAGGCUCAUCCCUCUUCACAUCCGUUAUAGAAAAAGCGGGUGGUGACCCGCAAACCGUGAAACGCACUCUUCAAAAGCUCCUAGUUCGACUACCCACUCAGAGUCCUCCGCCAGAAGAAACCAGCUUCAGCUCAGCCGCUCUCAAAGUUCUUCGUGAAGCUCAGAGCAUACAAAAGAAUAUGCACGACUCGUACAUCGCUCAAGACCAUAUUUUACUUGCUCUGUUCAAGGAUCCUUCAAUAUCACCCGUAUUGAAGGAUGCCGGUCUUACGGAGGCUAUACUUAAGACUGCCAUUGAGCAGAUCAGAGGCAACCGAAGAGUGGAAUCCAGGAACGCGGAAGAGGGGUUUGAUGCAUUAAACAAAUAUGCUGUGGAUCUCACUGCUCUGGCAGAGGAAGGAAAGAUUGACCCAGUAAUCGGUCGUGAUAACGAGAUCCGACGUGCCAUUCGUAUUCUUUGCCGGAGAACAAAGAAUAAUCCAGUUCUCAUAGGAGAACCCGGUGUCGGCAAGACUUCCAUAGCCGAAGGCCUCGCUCAACGUAUUGUCAAGCGCGACGUUCCAGCAAGCUUACUCUGCCGUCUCUUCUCCCUCGAUAUGGGUGCCCUCAUGGCGGGCGCCAAGUAUAAGGGAGAGUACGAGGAGCGUAUAAAGUCCGUCUUGAACGAGGUGGAGAAAGCUGCGGAAGAUGGAGGCCCUGGUGUCAUCCUCUUCAUCGACGAGUUGCAUUUGAUAAUGGCCGGCAGGGGAGGUGAAGGAGGCGGUAUGGACGCAGCCAACCUCUUCAAGCCUUUACUGGCGAGAGGCAAAUUGAGGUGUAUUGGCGCAACUACGUUGGCCGAAUACAGGAAGUACAUCGAAACUGAUGCCGCCCUCGAACGCCGGUUCGCCCAAGUUCUGGUUAAUGAGCCGACGGUUCCCGAAACCAUCAGUAUUCUUCGUGGUAUCCGAGAGAAGUACGAAGUGCAUCAUGGCGUCAAGAUCUUGGAUGGCGCUCUGAUUCAGGCUGCGCAACUGGCUCAUCGCUACCUUACGUCCAGGAGAUUACCCGAUUCUGCCAUUGAUCUGGUAGAUGAGGCUUGCGCUAGUGUUCGUGUGACGAGAGAGACAGAGCCUGAAGAGAUUGAUAAACUUCAGCGCAAGAAGCUCGAACUUGAAGUGGAGAUUCAUGCCCUGGAGCGUGAAAAGGACGAGGCUAGCAAAGAACGGCUUCGUCUCGCCAAGAAGGCUAUCGCUGCCGUGGAUGAUCAGUUACGUCCUCUCAAAGCUGCGUACGAAAACGAGAAGAAGCGUGGAGAUGAGAUCAAUGUUGUCCGGAGGAGGAUUGAUGAGCUCAAAGCGAAAGCGGAAGAUGCUGAACGAAAAUACGAUCUCGCCACUGCCUCCGAUCUCAAGUAUUACGCCAUUCCUGAGCUUCAGAACCGCCUCAAGGAGCUCGAGAAACGGGAAGCAGAACAGGAUGACAACGCUGGUGUGAACAUGGUCACUCCGGAGCAGAUUGCAGAGAUCGUCGCCAGAUGGACUUCCAUUCCAGUCACUCGUUUGAUGUCGUCAGAGAAGGAGAAGUUGUUGAGAAUGGAGAAGAUCCUCUCGGAGAAUGUGGUUGGUCAGAAUGAGGCGGUCAAGGCAGUUGCAAAUGCCAUCAGACUUUCAAGGAGUGGGUUGUCAAACCCACAGAGACCCAUUGCAAGUUUCUUGAUGGCGGGUCCUUCGGGAACUGGUAAGACCCUGAUGGCGAAGACGCUCGCAACCUUACUCUUCGACUCUCCGGAAGCAAUGAUUCGCAUCGACGGCUCUGAAUACUCAGAGAAGCACGCUAUUGCUCGUCUCAUUGGUGCUCCUCCUGGAUACGUCGGACAUGAUCAAGGUGGCCAACUCACUGAAUAUAUUCGCCGUAAGCCCUACAGUAUCGUCCUCAUUGACGAAAUUGAAAAGGCCAGCCGUGAAUUCGUCACCUUAUUCCUACAAGUAUUGGACGAUGGACGUCUCACCGAUGGGCAGGGCCGGAUUGUUGAUUUCCGGAACACGGUAAUCAUCAUGACAUCCAACUUGGGAGCUGUGUAUUUGAACGAUAUGGGAGAAGGACCCGUAAAUCCGCAAGCGCGGCAGCUCGUGAUGGGUGCAAUCCAAACUCAUUUCCCUCCAGAGUUUGUGAAUCGUGUGGAUGAGAUCAUUGUCUUCCGUGCACUUUCUCGCAAACAUAUUCUCAAGAUUGUGGAUAUACGGUUAAAAGAAGUCGAAGCACGCCUUGCUGAACGAAAAAUCACUCUCGAGAUUGACGAUGACGCCAAGUCCUAUCUCACUUCCGUAGGAUACUCACCGACGUAUGGUGCACGUCCCCUCAACCGUGCUAUUCAGCAAGAACUUCUCAACCCUCUGUCCGUGAUGAUUCUAGCGGAUCGCGUACGUGACGGGGAAGUUGUUCGCGUGAGGUUUGACGGACCUCAUAAUAGGCUUACAAUCCUGCCCAAUCAUGAAGGGUUUCAUGGAGAGGAUGGGAUGGACGUUGAUUGGGAGGAGGAUGAUGUUGAGAUUGAGGAGAUGGAUUAA